Messenger RNA from Porites evermanni, 3823 nucleotides. NCBI's taxonomy places the organism in Eukaryota, Metazoa, Cnidaria, Anthozoa, Scleractinia, Poritidae. The record is from the annotation of a GenBank genome assembly.
AUGAAGAGGUCUUCUGAUUCAGAGACGCUUACGAAACCUAAGCGAAUUCGUUCUCAAAGGGAAUUCGACGAUAACGGUGUGCGAGAUCGAUUGUCUUCCCCGGAUAGUGCGCGGGAUAGUGGCUCCCCGAUUCGUCGAAGUUCUUCUUUGACAAGAAAGCUCGACGUUAGGACGUAUAAGCGCAGCUCGAACGUAAAUGUGCGAAACGAAAAUAAUUAUCAAAAUCCGCGAAAAAGAACCGACCGAGAGUCGGAACAUCAAAUUCGACUCUCAAACCUUGCCAGCCAUAUUGGAGAUCAGUCAAUGAAACAGGAAAUAUUCCACGAGUUCAAGAAGUUCGGGAGCGGUGAGAUGACCGUGCAUUUGUUUGGACGGGAUGACGACCGUUAUGGAGUUGUCUGCUUUCGAAACAUCGACGAUGCUCGAGAAGCAAAGCGUGCUAUUGAACGCCGUGGACGUCUUAUGCUGUUUGACCGUGUAGUUAUUGUAGAUUAUGAUUUUCAAGAAAGGACGUCACGACGGAGUUAUAGCCCUAACGAGUACCCGCAGAACUACAGCCGAUCGCUAUCCCCUCCACGCAGAACUCAACGAAAUAACCAGCAGUUUGAUCUUGACCGGAAUCGGGGAGAUAACGACCGUAGAAACUACAGAACUGGUGGUUCUUAUGGACAACAAAGUCAAAUUCGGCCUGCUGAGUACAUUCCCCCGGAAGACGAUCCGAAAGCCACCCGUACGCUAUUUGUGGGAAAUUUGGAAACGAGCAUUUCUAGCCAAGAAUUGCGUCGUGCCUUUGAGCGGUUCGGAGUAGUUUUGGACGUGGAUAUUAAACGGCCAGCUCGCGGACAAGGGAAUACGUACGCAUUUGUGAAGUUUGCAGACCUUGAUGUUGCUGCUAAGGCGAGGGUAGAAAUGCAAGGAGAAACAAUCGGUCGUAACCGCGUAAAAAUCGGCUACGGGAAAAGUCAACAAACCACCCGGUUAUGGGUGGGUGGGUUAGGGCAGUGGACGUCGAUUGUUGAGUUGGAACGCGAAUUUGACCGCUUUGGAGCUAUCAGACAGAUCGAUUAUGAAAAGGGCGACGACCAUGCUUACAUUUUGUACGAUAGUUUGGAUGCUGCGUCUGUGGCCGCUCGAGAAAUGCGUGGAUUUCCACUCGGCGGCCGCGACCGUCGAUUAAAGAUUGAUUUCGCUGAUAAAGACCAUUUACAAGACCCUCGUCUUCGACAACCACCGAGUCCUCCGAGGAGUCGUAUCAACAACGUGGAUGGCAGAGUUGACGAUGAUUUGUUUUCGGUAGAGAGGACCUACGAAAGUGAUCGAAUGUACGACCGCAAGCGUGAUCCGUCACCGUACCGCCGCGAAUCACACCCUGGGAACGAAAGUGAAUUCAGAAACUGGCGUGAGGAAGGUAAUUCCUAUAAACCUGAUUUGGGUCGACAACAUGAUCUACCUCCCCAGCGGUCUUAUAACAGUUCUAACAGCUGGCCAAGGGAUGAGCAUAAUGUGCGCAUUGAUGAGUCUGACAACUGGGAAAAGCGAUCUCAGGACAGAAAUUCACGAGGACAACGCUACAGACAGAGGGCACCUCCAGUGGAUAAUUACCAGCCAAUUGACCAUUCACCUUUACCACCGAGAGAAGUUGACAACAACAGGACUCGAAAGCGCAGGCCGCCUUCCCCUUUACGGACCAAAGAUUACAGGGACCAUGGUAGUCCCCCUAAACGCCGUCGAAGCCCAAGAACUAGAUCUCCCUCUCCAAAUCAUGCCAACCACUCACGUCCAACCUCACCUUCAGAUUCACUUCGUUCAGGUUCUUUGGAUAAUCGCUUCAGUCGGUCCCGUCAUGGUGAUAGUUUGAAUACUGGUAAUGGUGAUGAGAGGAAACGAUCCAAUUCAGCUGAUGAUAAUGAGAACAAGAAUUCUAGCAUCAAGGAAGAUUCUGCGAAAGAUGUGCAAACAAAUGAGUUACCAAGGCAAGAAAAUGAGAUCUCUAACUCAGCGGGAACAGAAACCUUACAAGACCUGGUUAAAAGAUUUGCUGUUGCUUGGCGUGGGGCACUAAUUUUAAAGAAUAGUGCUUUUCCUGUUCGCAUGCAUUUCAUUGGUGGAAAUCCUGAAGUUGCUGACUCACUGCUUCGUUCAGAUGGUUCUUCUGUUUCCCAGAGUUCUAUUUUGCGGAUUACUCAGCGUCUGCGUUUGGACCAACCAAAACUGGAAGAAGUUACCCGGAGGAUCAACACAGCUGGUGCAAGUGGUCAUUGCUUGCUACUUGCUUUGCCGGGUGUGCAAACACCACUACCUGAAGACCCAAAUUCUGAGGAAGCCCUGCAGCAUCGACCGUUGAGGAAUCUUAUGACAUAUCUCAAGCAGAAACAAGCUGCUGCUGUAGUUAAUCUUCCUGUAAUACCUGGAAACCCUGCUACAACAAAGGAUGAUGUUGGCGUCUUACAUGCAUUUCCUCCCUGCCAAUUUUCACAUGAGCAUUUGAUGCGCAUUGCACCUCAUUUGUCUCCUGAACCAUCGAAGGAAGAUCAUCUGGUUAUUCUUGUUAUCCGCGGCAGUGGCUAAGAAUCAGUUUGUACAUGGAGUGGAAAAGUUUACAUGUUGUCUUGUUUUAGUGCUGCUUCAUCAAUAGAGAACUGGCUAGAGUUUUUCUGAAUAAACUUUUGCAAUGUCCUGUUGUUUUUCACUGGAACUUGAAAGAUAUCAUAAUGCAUCUUUAUCUCUUUAUGGCUGCUGUUCAGGCUUCAUGUUAUCAUCAAGUUUUUGCUCUUCAAGUCUGGUCUUCAUUUAUGCAACAUCAAGUCAGCCCAGCAAAGCAAGACUUAAUUCUGUUUUUAUCAGUUUAUUGCUGCAUUUAUUUUCACAAGUUUCAAAUGGAGAUAUUUUUUCCUUAAAGUAAUGGAACUGUGAACUUUAAAUACAUAUUUGCGAUAUUGUCUGCACUUAAGUGUUGUGAAAAGAUUUCAACUGUGAAUUUUACUUUCCUUGUGUUGAUGUCGAAGCAAUGCACUAAUCAAGUUUGUAAUCAGUUUGUUUCUUUGGUCACCUUAACUGAUUGACGGUUGACUUUCAUCUUGUCUACUGAGUGAAUCAAUCAACAGUUUGAUGCUAGUAACAAGCCAAAGUAGAAAGUUUUUUUCUUUAAUAAGUCACAGUUGAAGUCAUUAUCACAAGAAAGGCAUUUGCAUUCCAGUCUCUGAAGCAGCGAGAAGCAUAUUAAUCACUAAUCAUCUUAAACCAAGUUUGAGUCCAAAGAAAGUUUCUUUUUAUUAUUUACAUAGUAGUGUAUAAUCGUACUUACCUCUAAUGGUAAAGGUUUCCAUUGUUAAAGAAGGAAAGCAUAAUAGCUUGACAGUCUAUACAGUCGUAAAAGUUUGAAAUCAUUGUUUAGUAGGUUUAGUAUGUUUAUAACCAGUGUAGUGGUAACGUGAAAUUGUAGUGAAGUAAGGCUGUAACCUCUUCACAUCCAUGUUCAUUUGGAAUGAAGGUGAAAGGUGUUGCCUCAUUGCUUCCAGUGUCCUUGGCGUAUUCACAUACUUUUUAAUUCCAGACUGUAACAUUAGGUGGAAAUACGUUGUUCAUUAAACUGAUUGUGAAUGAUAAAGAUGUCUGGUUCAAUCUUGCAGCCGGCAUGAAAUUGCGAGACAUAAUGGCUUUUGCACCAUUUUUGUGGAACAUCAUAGAUAUUGCCUUUCAUCAUGAAUUCAACAGUUCUCUUGAAUUUGAUUUUUUUCGUGGAAGUGACACAUACUACAGCUGCUGUUGGAUUCUUCAUCAGCUUCUCAGUCUAUCUGAUGACGAGGAUAAUGCUACAGUUUGA